This is a messenger RNA of Soboliphyme baturini, 945 nucleotides long. The record is from the annotation of a GenBank genome assembly. Lineage: Eukaryota; Metazoa; Nematoda; Enoplea; Dioctophymatida; Soboliphymatidae.
AUGAACGGCAUGGCAUUGGUUCUGGACUGUUUGAUCAGUUUCCUUCGGAAAGAUGAAUUGACAACAAACGAAACCGAACAAAACUGGUUGGACAUCGUCGCUCGGUUCACGCAGAAAGUGCGGACAUUGGAAACGAUCGACUGCCAUCAGGUUAUUAUGCACGUGGUUGUUCCGUUCGCGAACACUUGUCCCCGGAUUUGUCUGAGAUUGCUUGAACUGUUGUUCAGCCGCGAGCAAACGUAUUGCAAGAAUGCCUGCGAACAGGUGACUGCACAUAGCGAAACGGUGUUCUUGCCGCUGAUGAAUACGAUCUACGAUCUCUUCGUCUGGGCGUUUCAAGAUCAGUCGGAACAGCGUUCAGAACUAGUGAAUAUGGUCUUAAGCGCAGUGGAUGGAAUUCAGUACAUCGAUAACGUGGAAAUAAGUCCGGAAGAUGCAUCGUCUAUGAAGCGGAAAUUGACAUCACUUCCGUUGCAUAUUCAAGCAUACCUAAUUUUUAGUAUGUUAAAAUUCUGUUCUGACGGUAAUCUCUCGUUUCCGGUUCCGGAAUGCCUUACAAAUGCCUAUCGACUUUCUCGUGAUAUUUUCGACGCCGUCCCAUGUCACCAUGAAAUUGAGUCCGACCCGAAUAUUUUAUGCAUCAUACGAUCAACCCUAAGACUGUCGGCAUUCAACGUGGACUUGCUGCGACACUUUUUGAAGAACUGUGACCUAGAUUUUCUGGUGAAUGCAGUCGAAACGGAUUGGCAGUCGUUGAGAUCCGUUCUGAUGCGCUACUUUUUUGAUUCACUGGCACCUCAAAACAUAGAAACAUGGAAAAAGGUUCUCAGUGGAGUCAUGCUUCUUUUCACUAGCCUUAGAGAAGCGGCAGCUUCGUUACACGAUCGAACACCUCAACAGCAAACGAAAAUAUUUGCAUUGGAACUCCUUGCACCGGUAACUUAA